Messenger RNA from Penaeus chinensis, 4517 nucleotides. Its product is annotated as fatty-acid amide hydrolase 2-A-like. The coding region runs from base 327 to 2018 and encodes 563 amino acids. NCBI's taxonomy places the organism in Eukaryota, Metazoa, Arthropoda, Malacostraca, Decapoda, Penaeidae. The transcript is spliced from 14 exons. The record is from RefSeq and is a predicted model, not a curated record.
UACAAGUGCAUAUACGUUUUAGAUCCGUUGUCCUUGAUUAUUCAUUCAUUGGGCGGAUCAGCUGAUAUUUGUUUACUUGAGACGCUUGUCAAGUUACACAUUCCAUCUGACAGUGUAAAGUGACACGUAGGAAGGCCAGAGCAGUUUAGAAGUGAUUCGCCCUCAACUUGGACGAGGCAUCAGGUAUUCGUCACCUGGUAUACACAGCCCUCAACCCGCAGCUGAAAGUAUAACCAGUAAAGUCUAGCAACGGUAAUAUGUCCUUCCCUCUACUGCCACACCUCCAAGAAGUGCCUAUGGUAUGCGUAUGCCCUAGAUAGACUGGUAUGAACAUGCCAGUGAGCGGCCUGAAGCUGCGGGUGAGGCAACUGCGCCCACACUUGCCCCGCCAUGAGCCUAGAACUCAGCAUGUGGUGCAGACCCCAAUCACAGUUUCUAAGAUGAGGUGGGUGGACAUUGCACUGCGGUCUAUCAGAUUGCUGUUCGAGGCUCUGUCACGGUUUGUGUUUGGAAUCAUAUAUUAUGGGGAACCUCACAAGCCGCUGCCCCCCAUCAACAACCUCAUUUUGCUAGAGAGUGCCACAUCAUUGGCCACCAAGAUACGAACGAAGAAGCUGACAAGUGUUGAAGUGGUGAAGUCCUUUAUUGGACGCAUCAAGGAGAUAAACCCCAUACUGAAUUGUGUUGUGGAUGACCGGUUUGAUGAUGCAGUCAAGGAUGCAAAAGCUGCUGAUGACCUUAUACGAUCAGGAACAGUGGAUGAACAAACCCUCUCAAAAACCAAACCAUUCCUUGGUGUUCCCUUCACUACUAAAGACUGCAUGGCUGUGAAAGGAUUGCGACAAACAGCAGGCCUUCAUUCAAGGAAAAACUUUAUAGCAGAGGAAGAUGCCGAUGUUGUGCACCUCAUGCGAGAGGCUGGAGCAAUCCCCCUCUGUGUUACAAAUGUGUCAGAACUCUGUAUGUGGUGGGAGAGCUCCAACACCAUUUAUGGGAGAACUAACAAUCCUUACCGUUCCUGCCGUAUUGUAGGAGGCUCCUCUGGAGGAGAGGGAUGUUUACAAUCUGCAUGUGGAUCACCCUUUGGUAUUGGAUCAGAUAUUGGAGGAUCAAUACGCAUGCCGUCUUUCUUUAAUGGCAUAUUUGGUCACAAACCCACUUAUGGCAUAGUAAGUAAUAUAGGUCAGGAACCUGUUGCAACUGGAGAAGCUAUGGAGUUCCUAGUGACGGGACCCAUGUGUCGAUAUGUACAAGACUUGACACCCAUGAUGAAGGUUCUGGGUGCAAACAAUUCUCACAUGCUUACACUUGACCAGAAGGUGGAUAUCAGCAAGCUCCGAUAUUUUUAUGUGGAGGACGAUGGUGGUUCUCCACUUGUGACACCUGUUCACCCAGAACUUCGUGCAGCUCAAAAGAAAGUUAUAAAUCAUCUUGAGAAAGCAUAUGGCAUUAAAGCUAAAAAGAUUACCUUAAAAAAGCUCAAAGCAGCAUUACCAAUGUACUUUGCCAAACUAGCUAGUGUAGAGGAAGCUCACACAUUUUGUGAAGAAUUAGCACUAAAGAAGGGAAGCAUCAAUGUUUGGACUGAGCUUCUGAAGUGGAUGUUCCGGUUAUCUCAUCACACACUACCAGGCCUGCUGCUUGGUGUCCUGGAGAAGUUGAACAGUCAGAGCAAGAGGUCAGAAGAUUACCCAAAGCUCCUCACAAUGUGCACUGACUUGAAACAGGAGAUAAAGGAACUUUUGGGUGACGAUGGUGUGCUCCUGUUUCCUAGUCAUCCCACUCCAGCCCCUUAUCAUGGGCAACCACUCUUCCGUGCCUUCAACUUCGUCUACACAGCAGUAAUAAAUGUCCUGCUGUUCCCAUCCACACAGUGUCCUUUAGGCUUAGGGUCAGAGGGUCUUCCUCUUGGCAUUCAGGUGGUUGGUAAUCACUACAAAGAUCAUCUGACUCUUGCAGUUGCAGGAGAACUAGAGAAGGCCUUUGGGGGCUGGGUUUGCCCAUCUGAAGUACGCUAAUUCCAGCAAGAAAAGCCAUUUCAAGAAAGUCAUGUUUCCUGUUUUAUAUGGAGAACUCUUAGAAGGAGAUGAUCUGUUUUUUGUGGCAAAGUUAAAAAAAAAAAGAUUUUGCAUUUUGUGUUACCAUUUUUUUUCUUUGAUUUUAACAUGUAAACACUGCCAUGCAUGAAAUGGACAUUUUUAUUGUAUAAUAACUGAAUUAGCACAACCCCUCACUUCAGUUUCUGAUAAUAGAUUCCAGCAUGUUACCUGUAUUUUACCCCAUCUGUGCCCAGGAUGGUUUUUCACUGAUGGGCAUUGCUCUGAGAGCAGUACGUCUUUUUUUUUUUCUUCUUCAUCUUCUUUCGUUCUUUCCACACUGUCUUUUUCUUUGGUAUUUUGUUAUGCAUAUUUAUAUUAUUUAUUGUCACUUUGAGACAAUAUUUUGUCUUUCAUUGAAGAUCUCUUUAUGAAGAGGAAAUGAGAGUAUUUGAUUUGAUAUACAUACUACUUAAAAUUUGUAAAUCAUUGCUCAUAAAAGAGAAUAAUUAGUCUUUUAAUAAAGGGUUUAUUUUACAAGUUCUAAAGUUAAUCCAGAAAGCUAAUAUUCAGCAAUGCCGUCUUCAUUUUAAGCCCCAUAAACUCCAUGGAAGUUUUACAAUUAACUGUAUUUGCACUUUGUUAUUAUUCUUUUGUGUCAAAUGGGCUAUAUACUUCUUUCCUCAGAGUCUGGUGCAAGGAUGAUGCCUUUUGCAUUAAUAACAUGUAAAACUAGUUGCUGACUUUGUUUGAGUAAUUCAGUAUAGCCCACCAUCAUGUCAGUUAUGAGACUUGUUUAAGUACCAUGAUCAUAAUUUUUAGGGCAUUAACCUUAGUGCUUCUUGAUAAAUGUGAUAGUGAAAGAAGCUAGAAUUAUUUAUUCAGUGGAUGAUCAGCUAGCAAAGUUCAGAUCAUUCCAUUAAUUCCAUUUGUAUGGAGAGAAAUUUUGAAAGAUAUUUGAUUUUAAGAUGAAAACUUCAGCCAGAUGAAAGAUACAGAAGUAAAAAUAGAUGAUACAGUACAUGCAGUAUCCACUUCAGUUCCUAUUGCCUUUUUUACUGUUACAUUGCUUCUCCACUCUUCCCUAAACCGUGUGAAAAUGUUAGUGGUGACUAAAUUUCCCAGUGAGUAGUAGUAAAGAGAUAAAUAUUUCUACAUAUUACUAACUCAGAGACCUAACCAUCUGUAGAUAGUGUCAUUUAGAAGCAAAGAUAUGGCUUGUAUACUAGCUAUUUGUGGGUUGACUCUUGUGACAAACCCAUAUCCUGUUGUCCCAGAUGCCUGCAUAGUAGUUGCCUUCUCAUUCAUUGGUGUAUGCACAGCCUGUAAUGCUACUUUUUGUUUACUUAUGCUGUAGAAAUAUUUCCUCAUUAUUGCAACAUUUUUUCACUGCUGUCAUUAUCACUUUACUACUCGUACUUUUUUUGAAAAACAAAUUUCAUACUUUUCUAGCCAAGAUACUUACAGCUUUAUAAAUGAUAAUAGAAUUUUAAUUGUUGUUAGCCAUAUUUAUUUUUUUGCAAAACACAAGAAAAUAAGAAUAAGCUUUAGGUAAACCAAAAUACACUAGAAGUUGUCUUGAUGUUAUAGAUAUUUGUUGUAGUUUUCCCAAAGAAGAUUCUAAUCAAUGAAAUAUUCAGAUGUAUUAGUCACUAUAUAUUUUCUAGUGCUGUCAUUGAGUUUUAUAUUUAUUUGAUUUUGUAAUGUGAUUUCUCACUAAAGUUACUAUUCCUGGUAACUUGAUAUUUUUGUAUCCAUUAGAAUUUACUAAGCACAUUUAUUCUAUUACUGUUAAAUGCAAUGUGCUGUGGUAUUGUAGGUAAACAGUUGCAUGUAAGGUUCUCUUUAAAGGUUAUGUGCUCUUUUCAUUAAAAUAGGGGAAAACAUUCCAAACGUGACUUGGUAAAUUGAAUCACAUAAAUGAUUAUUGAACACUUAAUGCCCAAAAUUCUGAUUUUAAGUGCCUUAAUGUUAAGAAAAUAAUUAUCUUGACCUGAAAUUAAUUUCCCUAUGUAGGAUCUGUAAUCCAGGUUGAUUUGGUGCUUUGGAGAAAAUAAUCCCCAUUGUAAAUUUGGACUCUGACCAUAUGUAAUCUUUCCUGAAGGUAUUUAAUUCUGAGUGUAGUUGUUCUAAAGUUUGGUGGAAAAACAUUAGGAAAAAAAUAAAUAACAAGUUUCCUUAUGUACUGAAGCAGAUUCAUAAUAUAUAUAUAUAUAUAUAUAUAUAUAUAUAUAUAUAUAUAAUAAUAAUGUUUAAUUGUGGAAUCAUGUUGGUGCAUGUCUUUACACUAUCAUAUUUUAAGAUGUAUUAUUUUGAAGGAAAACAGAGGCAUUAAAUGUUUUGUAAUUAGUAUUUACUUUUUGUUUUUUCUUUUACUUUUUGUGUGUCUGAUGCUAUUACUACUGUUAUUUUGUUUUGCAACAACAAAAUGAAUCCUAGAAAAAAAGUAUUAAUACAGUUAAUAAACUGUAUAUUAUGUAA